Erigeron canadensis is the source of this 1980-nucleotide messenger RNA. RefSeq lists its product as uncharacterized. The record is from RefSeq and is a predicted model, not a curated record. NCBI's taxonomy places the organism in Eukaryota, Viridiplantae, Streptophyta, Magnoliopsida, Asterales, Asteraceae. Bases 1 to 1980 code for a protein of 659 amino acids. The transcript is spliced from 2 exons.
AUGGGACCUGAAGAUCAGCGUCCCGAAGCACCUCGGGGACAGCCCGCUCUAGAUCAAAAUCCGCAGCACGCUACAGAAAAUCCCGAAGGAAACAACAAUGGCUCAUCAUGUGGUGUGCCUCAAAACCAUAACAUCCCUUCAGGGACAAACACAGGACCUACGGGCCAAACCUACCAGGCACCUUCGGGUUACACCUAUCAAAGGCCUCCGGGACUAACCUUCACAGGACCUUCGGACCAAACGUAUCAAGGCCCAUAUAACCAAGGAUACACCGGGCAGGGUUAUGGAAGCAUGAGCGGCCCGCAGUAUCAUCCACAGCCAUAUGGCAAUCAGACCUUCGGGUCGGCACCAAUUCCAAGACCAUACGGGCUUCAGAACUGGGGGGCUCCAACGUACCAAAAUGCCUUAGAAUUCAGUUUGGUUGGAGGAAGCGUCGAAAACUCACCCUUCGUAGCCUGGAUACAAAAUUAUCCUUUCCCGACAGACUUGAAAUACCCUUCGCACCUUGGGACCUACAAAGGAAAAAGCGACCCGGAUGAUUUCCUGGAAGCAUUCGAGGGAGUAGCUGAGAUGAAAGCAUGGAACGUACCCAUUGCGUGCCGAAUGUUUAGGUAUGCUCUCGAAGGGGAUGCCAGAGAAUGGUUAAAAAGCGUAACGAAGGGGUCAAUUGUUAGCUUUGAUGACCUCAAGGAAAAAUUUAGAGUCCGAUUCAGUCAACAGAAGAAACACAAGAAAAUCCAGGUGGCGGCCCACGGGAUAAGACAAAGAGAGACAGAAAGCUGUAGAUCAUUUAUCGACAGGUUUACCACUGAGACAGAGGAUAUAGUAGACCUCGCUGAGUCCCAAAGGAUAUCAGGACUAAUUCAUGGCCUUCAGCACAAACCGCUAGUAGAGAUCUUAUAUAGGGAUCUUCCAAAUACUUAUGAGCAGGUCCAAAAGAGAACGCAUGUAUUCUUAGAUGCAAGAGAAAUAGCUUCGAAGGGGGACAAUAGUCCCCCACAUGACAAAGAGGCUUCGGCAAAAAGGGGAAAAUGGGGAAAUGAUAGGGAAAAACCUAAAUAUAGCCCGUACCAAAAGGAAGAUAGGGGAUUCCACAAGACUAUUCUACCAGAACUGAAUAAGACUCCAAAAGAAAUCCUACUCACCGAAAGCGUGGCAAAGAAUUUCUCCACACCACCCCGAUUGAACCCAAGGAGCAGAAGAGACACUUCCAAAUACUGUGAGUUUCACCAGGAUUACGGUCAUGAUACUAACACCUGCUGGCAGCUAAAGAAGGCCAUAGAAGAAGCUAUUAGUGAAGGAAAUCUGGCACACCUGGUUAAAAGUGUGAGGCAGCAAAACCCCAAAAAAGAGGAUGAACAAAGAGAAAAGAGAAAAGGCCCAGAAAAAACUAUCUAUGCUAUUUUAAAGAAAAAACCUGUGGAAAAGCGCCCAUUCCCAAAGAUGUACCGGGGCGAUGUAAGCAAUAUCUCAUUUCCUUCAACAUACAAGGUCUUCCAUGACCCACUGUUAAUCACUGCCAUGUUGGAAAUAUCAGAAGUUAAGGAGAUAAUGGUAGACACAGGGAGUGAAUGUAAUGUGUUAUACGAGCAGGCGUUCUGGAAGUUACACCCUGUGUCACGAAUGAACCUCAAAAGGACAGAAGCUUCGGUACAAGGGUACUCCGGAGAAACAGGUAAUCCCAUGGGAAAGCUAUCAGUUAAAAUGACUAUCGGAGAGGGAAGGUGGAAGCAAACUGAGAAAAUCAGUUUUCUGGUAGUCAGUAGAACUUCCCCGUUUCAGGCAAUCCUGGGAAGACCCGGGAUACAAAAGUUUGAAAUGAUCUCAUCCGUCAUUCAUGGCAUGAUCAAGUACCAAUCGGACAGAGGCAUCGGAACCUUAGUAACAAAGAACAAGAAGCUAUCUGAGGAAGGCCAGGAUGGACCCCGUUACUUGACAUCGAGUGAAGGACUUUACCUAGGUCGUAUGGAUGGAUACUAA